AACCAGAUCCAAUACGUUAUCGUGCAUUCGAUGAUAGUCGAUAUUUAUUUUUACUUAAAAAUCGUCCAUUACUUGAUGAACUUCGUGAACAAUUAAAACCAUUAAAUGCUUGUGUUAGUUUACAAACUGAAGGUAUUUUAGAAAUCGUGUUUAAUGGUUCACGUUCAACAGCAAAACGUCGUUCACAAUGGACAAAAGAUGUCGGCCAAUUAAUUGAAAAUCUUCUAAUUGAACGUCUUAUUAUUCAUAAAGUACCAUGGAAUAAUAAUAAAAUACCAGCAAUUGUUUCAGAACAACUUGCGGAUCUUUCUUUAAAAGAUAAUACACGUCUUAUGCAAUUAGUUCCAUCAGAAUAUCAACCAGAUUAUAUUAUUAUAACAGCAUUAAAAGAACAUAUUGAUCGAGCUUUAAAUGAACUUAAUGAUAUACUCACAAUACCAAAUAUAAUUACUAAUAAUGUUAUACCUCUAAAUGAUGCUAUUUAUCGUAGUAAACCAGUGAGUGCAAUACGUGAUCCAAAAGUAAAUAAUCAUCGAUCAUCUUUAUUAGUCGGUUCAUCACCAUCAAGACAAAGCACAUAUAAUUCUGAUUUACCACCAUCAUUAUCAAAAAUGACCAUUGAAGAUAAUAUGGAUAAUUUACGUUUAUAUCAACUUGAUUUACUUUCAAUGCGUUUUGUUGAUUUAGCUCGACGAACAUACAUGGAUUUAAAUAUUGAUAUUGAUCGAACAGAACGGCGAGUUCAUUUAUGUGGUCCACCUGAUCAAGUAAAUGUUUGUAAAAAUUAUUUUGAAUCUGUACUUAAUGGUAUGGUUCAUAAACAUUAUAAAAUAGGAAAAGAAAUGGCAGUUUUUCUAUCAAAUCCCGAUACUGUCGAAUUAAUAAUCGAAAAUUUAAUGCAUAGAGAUUAUGUAUGUGCUUAUGAAAUUGAACGUACAAGUCAUAAUCAUCGACGAGAUUCAUUAUCUCCAACACGAAAUAUCAGCAGUCUUGAUACAACAUCGAUAACGAAUGGUCAUCAUAAAAUUGUUUUAUAUGGUUUAACACGUGAAAGUUGUGAUCGUGUCUAUGAUAUACUUCGUCAUGAUGUACGUGUCAGUUCAAUAAUGUUAGAUAAAGAUGAUAAACGUUGUUUAACAAAUGAAUCAUGGCAUGCAUAUGUACGUGAUCUAUAUUCAAGUUCAAGUGGUUUUCGACGUCGACGUGUACUUUUACAAGUAAAACAAAAUCAUUUAAAAUUAGUUGGUUUUAAACAAGAUGUUGAUACAAUGCGUAGACGUAUUUAUGAUUAUUUUGUUGAAAAUUCGAUUUCAUUUUAUGAAUCUGAUUGA
Molecule: messenger RNA, 1331 nt
Organism: Rotaria sordida
Lineage: Eukaryota; Metazoa; Rotifera; Eurotatoria; Philodinida; Philodinidae
Source: the annotation of a GenBank genome assembly